Molecule: messenger RNA, 537 nt
Organism: Nannizzia gypsea CBS 118893
Lineage: Eukaryota; Fungi; Ascomycota; Eurotiomycetes; Onygenales; Arthrodermataceae
Exons: 3
Coding region: 1-537 (178 amino acids)
Source: RefSeq, a predicted model, not a curated record
AUGGCCGAUGCCCCAUCACAGCUGCCAGCAGGCAACCCGCUUCCUUCUGGCGCCGGAUUCCAGAAUGCGGAAAGACAGAACAAUGGAGAAACACCGCAGGACAGGCCUGCUGUCAUGCAGGAUAACACUCCUCUAGAACCGAACUCCACCACUAAGUUGGGUACCAGUGUCCCUCCUGCACCGGCCACAGCUUCAACCAACUCUCGCGGCGUCACACCAUCUGUGGACAACGAGUCUUCUGCCAAUAAACACCACGAUAACCGAGACGUCAUCAUGAGCGGUGGCUAUGAAACAAGAGGCACUUAUCGGGGAAAUGGUGCUACUGGCACGGGCGCCGCAAAUGCUACUCCGCAAUCCCAGGCUACGGGUGCGCCGGCACGGAUAUACAUGAACGAAAAGAUCGUCCCAUAUCUCCUUGAAGGGAUGAAGAUGGUGGCCAAAGACCAACCUACGAACCCGCUGCAGGUGCUAGGGGAAUAUCUUCUACAGAAGAGUAGCGAAAUUGGAGAGACUGCUGGAGAACAGUCGGCUGCCUGA